This is a messenger RNA of Plectropomus leopardus (leopard coralgrouper), 1824 nucleotides long. It is a transcript of the gene slc18b1, whose product is annotated as solute carrier family 18 member B1. Gene Ontology annotation, biological process: transmembrane transport. Gene Ontology annotation, molecular function: transmembrane transporter activity. The record is from RefSeq and is a predicted model, not a curated record. Lineage: Eukaryota; Metazoa; Chordata; Actinopteri; Perciformes; Serranidae.
CGGAAGCAUUUUAUGGGAGCUUUUAUUUUGAAGGGACAGCGUGUUUCCAGCGUCGGUAGCUUCAUUGAGGAAAUACCGCGAAGACCUCAGGCGACCUGGCUGUGUCGGGACUGAGCUUUAUGUCGCUGAGCAGACAGGCAGGAGCUGUUUGACUGUUUAAGUUUCCCUUCUCUCUUCUGUGAGCCGUUUUGUGACCGCCUGUAAAUCUGUCCUGAAUAUUUGGAUACAAAAAAAGUCCCGAAAUUAAUUAAAAAAUGGACCCACAAGUUGACGGUCAGCAAACAGAAAACAGCGCUCCAGCUGAAUCAACAGGUUCUCCCCGGAGGAUGACAAGAAAGCAGACUCUACACACCUUAAUAUCAAUGGCGUCUGUAAACUUCAGUUCAAUGAUUUGCUACUCAAUAUUAGGUCCAUUUUUCCCCAGUGAGGCGGAAAAGAAGGAUGCCAGUCAAACUGUCAUCGGUCUUAUAUUUGGCUGCUAUGCUGUCUGCAAUUUAAUUGGCUCGUUGGUACUGGGAAAAUAUAUUGUCCAAAUUGGUGCUAAAUUCAUGCUUAUUAUGGGGCUUUUUGUGUCAUCAUGCUGUACCAUUCUGUUCGGGUUACUCAACCAGGUUCCUGCAGGAGCCGCUUUUAUCACUCUGUGCUUUAUAGUGAGGUCCAUAGACGCUAUAGGCUUUGCUGCUGCGAUUACCUCCUCGUUUGCCAUGACAGCAAAAAUAUUCCCAGACAAUGUGGCGACUGUUUUGGGUAGUUUGGAGAUUUUCACCGGACUUGGUCUCAUUGUGGGGCCGCCGGUCGGAGGGUGGUUCUACCAAUCAUUUGGAUACGAAGUCCCUUUUAUGCUUCUUGGAUGUUUACUAUUGGUUAUGGUUCCUUUCAACAUAUACGUCUUGCCAAACAUUGAGUCAGACCCUUCCAAGGAUUCGUUUAUCCGACUGCUCACCAAAGGGAAAAUCAUCCUGAUCUGCUUUGUGAUAUUCACUCUAAGUUCGGGUCUGGGCUUCUUGGAUGCCACGCUGUCCCUUUUUGCCAUAAAGACGUUUGGUCUCAAAACUGGCUACGUGGGACUCAUCAUGCUCGGUUUGUCGCUGCCGUACUGUCUGGCGUCACCGCUGAUGGGUUAUAUCACUGAUAAAUAUCCUUCCAUCAGGCCUUGGUUCAUGGUGAUAGGAGGCAUCGCCACAGCAGCCAGCUUCUGUCUGCUUGGUCCCGUCCCUUUCCUUCACAUCAAGAGUCAGCUGUGGUUGCUGAUCCUCAUGCUUGGUGUAAUUGGGUUUUCUCUGGGUAUGACUGCAAUCCCCACGUUUCCUGAGAUCAUCACAUGUACACAAGAACUAGGAUACGAAGAGGGGCUCAGCACUCUUGGGAUGGUCUCUGGGCUGUUUGGGGCAUUUUGGUCCUUGGGGAUGUUUUAUGGCCCGACAGUGGGCGGCCUUAUCACGCAACAUCUGAACUUUGAGUGGGCAGCAGCAGUCCAAGGAGGCUUGACAUUUUUGGCUGCCUUCCUCCUCGGUCUGCAUUACCUCUGUCAUCGACCACAGCAACGAAGUCUUCGAGAAGACAGCAAACGACCAGAUGAAAGCACUCCUCUCCUGACCGAAUGAAGCAACGUGUGGAUGGACGCCACACCGAAAAACAAGGUCUUAAAGGGAUAGUUUGGAUUUCUUGCAGUGGUAUUGUAUGGGGUACUUAUCAAUAGACAGGAUAUUACAAUUUUACAAACUACAAAAGUCACUGAAUUUCACAAUGAUGUUUUCCAGGCCUGGAAAAGUUAUGGGAUAAGGAAAAAAUCACUGAAAGUUUUGGAAUAGUUAUUGAAUUAUU